AUGGACGGUGACCCUAAAGCUUCGCCCCAGGUUGUGCCUUGGUCAUUGCCGACAUGGUGGGAAGAGUCACCUUCCUCAAGCAACAUCCUGAUAUCCCGCGCCCCUCUUCCAAGCACAAGGUGCAAAGAGUGUGAGGCGGCCAUUCACAGCAAACCAGAGCCGUCUUUUUCCCCAACGACUAUUUUGCAAGUUGCCAGAGCAUCUCCCGAUAUCUGCUGGCAAUGCCGCAUUCUUGUGGGUCUGGCUGAGAAAAAGCUGGGAAGACGCCUGGGCAUGGACGAAGAGCUUGAAACCUGGAGUACGGCGGAUGAUGGUCACAAAAUCAGAACCCUUCGCGUGCGGGAGGGCUCCAAGCUUAGCACUGGGCAUGAAAAUGAGCACCGACAUAUGAGUAUCUCUUCGCUUGAGACUCUUUCAUGUCCCUGGAACACAUUCAACGCCAAAACACACACCUCUUCAGUGGCUCAUGUUCUGGACUCCCCCUCCUACCAAGUAGCCUCCUACUGGCUCAAGAACUGCCUGGACAAUCACCCAGGCUGUCCUGGUAUGGAAGAAACCCUCCUCCCGCGCCGCCUCAUCCACAUCGGCGCCGACCAUACCGACAUUCGUCUCGCCCAGCACGACACACCAACUCUGGGCCGGUAUAACUGCCUAAGCCACUGCUGGGGAGGCGCGCAGCCGCUGACCACGACCACCCACAACAUUGCCCAACACCUGGAGCGAAUCGAUUGGGACAGAAUUCCCAAGACCUUCCAAGACGCCAUCAACUUCACUGCCCAUCUCGGCAUCUCGUACAUCUGGAUCGACUCUCUAUGCAUCAUCCAGGACUCUCCCCAAGACUGGGUACAGGAGUCCGCCAAGAUGUGCAGCAUCUACGAGAACGGACAUCUCACCAUCGCCGCCUCUGCUGCUUCCAAUGGCAGCGGUGGUCUACCAAUCCGCGACUCCUCCGGCUUCGUUCGUCUUACAGGCACCACUUCCUCUCCUGAAAGUAAACCCUUUGAUAUAUUAGGUUACUUCGAGCUAGGUUUAGGCGACCACCCUUUCCCGACGAACUUUCGUACUCCCUUGCUUUCUCGUGGUUGGGUCCAUCAAGAGAUGAUCUUGAGUCCAAGGGUGGUUCAUUUUGCCAAGAAAGAGCUGCUCUGGGAGUGCAAGACGGUAGGGACCUGUCAGUGUCCUCAGCCGCCCCCAUUUAGGAGCACUUUCUUCAAGCAGGCGCACUACCAAACGCUGAAAUCCCCAGGGCAGCCCGGCACUGAAUCAGCAGGCGGCAUGCUGGCUGGCCAAUGGCAAAAAAUCGUCGAGUCCUAUUCCCGCCUCCAAUUGUCGUUUCCAGGGGACAAGUUCCCUGCUUUAUCUGGGCUGGCUCAGCAGAUGAGCAAGAAGCGAGGGCCUGAUGUGCGGUACCUGGCCGGUCUAUGGAGUGAUUCCCUCCUUACAGACUUGCUAUGGACAGCAGCGUAUGUGUGGAUUUUGCACCGAAUCGAUCGUAUCUUGCAAGGCAAGGACGAGUGGCGAGCACCUAGCUGGUCCUGGGCUGUUCGUGACGUGCCUGUUAUCUUUGCUCGGACGGGGACGGAAACUAACGGAUCUACGUGUGCGGUUAAGGCCCUCUGCAACAUUAUUGACGCGGAGAUCACGCUCACCACUGCGGAUAAGACUGGUCGUGUAUCUGGUGGAAGGCUCGUUAUCAGAGGUAGUCUCUUUGAUGCCACUCUAGUCCGGGACAUCGAGCGGUCCAUCUCCAGGUCCGGCAAGAUAGAAACGAAUGUUACGAUCACUUUGACGACCAAAACUCCCAUGGAACCGACGGGCAUCAAAACUUUAAUCUCAUAUGCCUCCGAGGUUAGAACGAGCUUCGUCAUCCAGACUGACUCCGAACGUCAAUCUCUCAGAGGCUCGAAACCUGAUGAGAUGGGGAUCUUGAUCAAGGAGGGCUUCAAUCCCGACUCCAUCGCCGAACUGUUGUCCACAGAGAGGACUGACAGUAGGGAAUACAUGGGGAGUGAGGUCAAGGUCUUGAGGUUAGGAAGGGUAGGGAGGAGGCUGCCUGCACCCGACGAGAAGAAGUGGCUGGUGGAUACGGAGUAUGCGCUGGUUUUGCAGGGCGUUGACACUGAACCGGCGGAGGGUCAGGGUGCUAAGGGGGCAAGAACGUACAGGCGGAUUGGUAUCAUUCAUCAAGCCCGCGAGGCAUAUGGGGGACUUGAGCAUGCGAGGGAGGAUUUUUGGGAGCGUUAUCCAAGUUCCUUUGAGAAGGGCGGACGAGAGGAGACGAUAACUAUUGUCUAG
Molecule: messenger RNA, 2295 nt
Organism: Sordaria macrospora k-hell
Lineage: Eukaryota; Fungi; Ascomycota; Sordariomycetes; Sordariales; Sordariaceae
Source: RefSeq, a predicted model, not a curated record